GCUCGCUUCAUGCUGGAGCUCCAGUGAAAGUUAGAGUCAUGUGUGAAAGAUGAUCCAGGGCUGGUGACUGAAGCAGGCAGGCAGAGAAGGACGAGAUGGCAUUAGUGUUCCUGCCAGCACUGGCUCGUAUGGCCAUAUGCGGCGGCACCCAUGGGAACGAGCUGUCCGGGUAUGUGGUGCAGGAGAUGGAGCGACAGCGGAAAGAAAAGGGAGAGGGUGUGUGGCCGAUUCCUGUAACAACUGUGCUGUCAAACCCAAGGGCUGUGAAAGAGUGCAGAAGAUACAUUGACAGGAAUAUGAACCGCUGCUUCAACAGAGACACGCUGAGCUGUCCUAUUACAGACAGCAGCCCGUAUGAAGUCUGGCGUGCUCAGGAACUGAACAAUCUGCUGGGGCUGAAAGGAUCCACCGAUGCAACAGACAUAAUCUGUGACCUUCAUAACACCACGUCCAACAUGGGCCUCACACUCAUCCAUUACACAUCCAGUGACUGGGUGACUCUGCACAUCUGCAAAUACUUACAGACUAAGAUAACCAAAGUGCCUGUGAGAGUGCUGGUACUGGAUGUCCCGAUUAGUGAUGCUUAUUCCUUGGAGUCUGUGUCCAAGCAUGGCUUUUCGUUAGAGAUCGGGCCGCAGCCGCAUGGUGUCGUCAGAGCAGAUAUCUAUAUUAUUAUGAAAGAGGCCGUUGACUUGACAAUAGACUGGAUCCACAAAUUCAACUCAGGAACAGUGUUUGAAGGUGGGGAUGUGGAAACCUUUAAGUUUAUCAAAAGUGUUGAUUAUCCAAGAGAUCCAGAGACUCGGACUCUCACUGCUGCCAUUCAUCCUCAGCUGCAGGACAAAGACUUCUGUCUUCUCAAGCGGGGAGACCCUUUAUUUUUGUCAUUUUCUGGAGAAACUGUGAACUACAAGGAAGAAGAGACACUUCAUCCUUUCUUUAUCAAUGAGGCUGCUUACUAUGAAAAGGGAAUCGCUUUUCACUUGGGAAAAAAGAUGAUGCUGACGAUUCCAACGGUGCAAGUGCAGAAAGACUGAAGGAUGAGAGAGGAAAAGAUAUUAAACUCGGCACAAUUGCCACCAUCAAUCAGUUGAUUUCACAAGAAUGUCACUGAAAUGAUUUUGACAAUCACUUGUAACUCAGGUAUACGCUAUGUACUUAUUUUUAGCUACAUGACAAUGAAUGGCUCAUUUAUCUGCUGCUAAAACACGAGCAACAGCAUUUUGGAUGAAAAGAGAUUGUGACCAGCAAAAUUUACAGGAACGUGUACAAAACUGUAUAAAAAAGGCAAAACCGUCUGAAGUAUUAACAUCAUGAUGAUGUCACAGUGGAGUGUGAGGUAUCCUCUUGACUGUAUUGCUCACAUGCUGUUGCUCUUGACUGAUUGUUUGGAGAAAAUUGAGCCUUUCUACAAAACAAAUUACACUCACUUGAAAAAAAUGUGAUCUCCAAUAUUACAACACGCAGAAUAAACCACAUGGCACAAUGAAAUCAAGUAAA
This is a messenger RNA of Sinocyclocheilus anshuiensis, 1500 nucleotides long. RefSeq names its product N-acyl-aromatic-L-amino acid amidohydrolase (carboxylate-forming) B-like. Lineage: Eukaryota; Metazoa; Chordata; Actinopteri; Cypriniformes; Cyprinidae. The record is from RefSeq and is a predicted model, not a curated record. Gene Ontology annotation, molecular function: aminoacylase activity; hydrolase activity, acting on ester bonds. Gene Ontology annotation, cellular component: cytosol.